AUGCCGUUAACUAACGAGACAGAUGAACCAAGUGUAUCCAAGAAUGAUCUUGAACUGGAAGAAACAGUGCUUGCAUUAAAGCGAGAAAAACGAGCAAGAAAAACAAAUGUGACAAAAAUUAGACAUAACUUAGAAAAAUUGUGUGCUCAGAAGAGUAAAUUAAAUCGUGGUGAAAUCGAAGCUGAAAUUGAGGCUUUGUGGGAUGCGUUGGAAACGUGCUUAUCU
This is a messenger RNA of Paramuricea clavata, 225 nucleotides long. NCBI's taxonomy places the organism in Eukaryota, Metazoa, Cnidaria, Anthozoa, Malacalcyonacea, Plexauridae. The record is from the annotation of a GenBank genome assembly.